Messenger RNA from Betta splendens (Siamese fighting fish), 1263 nucleotides. It is a transcript of the gene ucn1, whose product is annotated as urotensin 1. Gene Ontology annotation, cellular component: extracellular region. The transcript is spliced from 2 exons. Gene Ontology annotation, molecular function: hormone activity. The record is from RefSeq and is a predicted model, not a curated record. The coding region runs from base 676 to 1056 and encodes 126 amino acids. NCBI's taxonomy places the organism in Eukaryota, Metazoa, Chordata, Actinopteri, Anabantiformes, Osphronemidae.
UGACCUGGCUAACUUCUGUGAGCAGCUCGGCCUUGGAGGCGCGGCUUUGUUUGGAGGGAGAUGAGGAGGCUGCUGAGCUUCUGCCAAAUGGCCUCUCCCCAGAAACCUGGAAUACGUUUUGGACCCGGCACCGAGCUCACUGUGCUUUAAUUUGAAGCCAAGGUAAUUUUAAUGAUGAUACACGGUCCUGUUGGCCCUGAGACGUGACGGAGACGUCGCCUGUGUGAUGAGUGUUGAGGUCGGAGUCAUCGCUGGCAGGGACUCAGUCAUCACCUACAGACAGUUGUCACACGUCACAAGAGUUAGAACCAACUCAGAUCACUUUAACGUUGCUACAGGCAGAAGAAGCGGUUCAGCACCACGGACAGCUCCACCAGACGCUAUAAAGUUGAGACUUGUUAGUGUUGAGUUAAGACUUUUCUCACUUCUUGAAUCAGAACCGAGUUUGGAAACGGACCCUUUGUUUCCCGAGCACCACCGCUUCCUGUGCCUCUGGCGCCUCCCAGUAGCCUCCAGUGCACCUGUAGCGCCCAGCGAAGCGCCAGUCGCUCACGUUGACGUCAAAGCAUCCUGUAUAAAACCUGAGCCGCUCACGGGGACGUUUCAGACUCGGCUCCGACGUGGCAGCUCCUCCUCAGACCAGGAUCCGCUGCAGCAUCUGGAGACGAACCAGUCAUGAAACCGGUCCCUCUGCUCCUCCUCCUCAUCUCUGUGCACGUGCGUCCUGCCGCCGGCAGACCGCGCGUCCACGGCUGGUUGGACGGAACCGCUCCACUGGACGAGCGGGACGCCGCCGCCUCGGACCUCCUGAGGUUUCUACAGAGGAGCGACCCGGAGCGUCUGCGCGUGCGUCCGGCACACGACGAGCGCGAGGACGAGGACGAGGACGAGGCCGUGCGGGCGGCGGCGCAGCUGCUGAAGCGCAGCGAGGAGCCGCCGCUGUCCAUCGACCUGACCUUCCACCUGCUGAGGAAUAUGAUCCAAAUGGCCAAGAUGGAGAGCCAGCGCGAGCAGGCGCAGCUCAACCGCAAGGUCCUGGACGAGAUCGGGAAAUGAAGCGUUCCUUUGAACCCGUCCCCGCAUCCGAGACUCUGAACCCAAGUUUGAAUCCUGCGUCGUUUUACGCGCAGAGAGUUGGAGAGCGUCAAACGCGACCCGUCUGGACUGAAGCACUGUGUGUGUAGUUUAAGGAGGUCUCUGCUUCAUGUGAAUGUUCUAGCAGUGAAACCGACACACUGGCAAAUAAAAGGCUUAUUUGAUUAA